CUGGCUUCCUGCGGUGAUGGACGAAGGGCCAGCGGGACUGCCGCCUUUCUCCCGGCUUUUCUGAGGGCCCGCGAUUGGCGAUGGGGGGCCCAGGGCUCUGCGCCGGAGCUGAUGCUCCUCAGUUUACUUUUCUGUAAAACAAGAGCAUUGGAUUAGAUGACUUCCGAGGUCUCUUCCAGGCCCAGGCUCCUUUCCCAGCCGAAGCGGCCGGCACGUUCUCUCUUCUCCCCGGCUGCUGAGGGUUUGCCGGGGGUCUUCAGUGAUGGAGAGUGGGCAUGGAGGGGGGUCUCGGUCCUAAUUCCCUCAGAACAGGGAGCGCUCAGUCAGUAGUCACUGACGCGGGACAGAGAUGACGGCCUGGAAGGAAGGAAUGAGGAAGAAGGGGCGGAGAGCCCUGUGGACUGACCAGGGAAGGAAUGAAAGCACAGUACCGGAGCUAUCUGACCAUAGAAAACUCCUGGAGAAAGUCAGUCUAUACCAGGUGGUGAAGAUGAGAAAAGAAGUGAAGAGGACUCGAGUUUUGGUUAUUCGCAGGCUUACCAGGCAUCUUGCCAAAUUGAAGUCAAAGAAGGGCACCGAAGAUAUAUUAUCAAAAAAUCAAAGACGAAUACAACGAUUACUUGAGGAAAUUCAUGCCAUGAAGGAUAUAAAACCUGAUGAAGUAACCAAAUCUGCUCUUGAUGAUGAUAUCAACUUUGAAAAAAUCUGCAAAAAGCCAGAUUCUACGGCAACUGAAAGAGCAAUUGCUAGACUAGCUACAUAUCCAUUACUGAAGAAAAAAAUAGAUGCACUAAAAGCUGCUAUCAAAGCAUUUAAAGAUGCAAGACAGACUAUUACUGAAGUCAAAUCAUUGAAAGAUUCUUCAGAAGAAAAUCACAAUGAGGAGACAGGGGCAGAGCAGAGCUCAACUGACAAUGUCAAUAAAUUCAAACACCAAGAAAGUACAGUAAAAAAGGAAGAAAAUAUCAAAAUGCUAUCGAAGAAGCCAACCACACUUGAAAAAAAAAUGAAUAAGAUGGAAGACAAAGAAAAAGCAGGGAUUCCUCCCCAUAUGGCAAUAAAACCUUCUCAAGAGCCUUCUCUGAUUGCUUUAAAAACCCAAAAUAAGGAAGAGAAGAAUCCUGCUGUCACAGACAAGAUAAAUAGAACCGAAGUUUCUACCAUCAGCAGUGAUGAUGGCAGUGAUGUAGAAGAACAGAGUGAAGGAGAGAAGGAAUAUUUUGAUGAUAGCACAGAAGAAAGGUUUUAUAAACAGUCUUCAUUAUCUGAAGAUAGUGAUAGUGACGAUGAUUUCUUUAUUGGGAAAGUUAAAAGGACCAGAAAGAAGGAAAAUAACGGCUCUUCUUCAGUUAAGGAGGAAAAGACUUCCCAAAAAGUGUCACCUGAAAAAGAAAAGCUUGAGAAACUAGAGAGUAUGGUGAUGAAAGUGAGGCCAAAUACAAAAGCCAGGAAGCUAGAAUCAACAUUUUUUUCUUCUUUAUCUGAAUCCAGAAGGACAAGAAGAAAUGCCAGAGAACAGCUUCCUAAAAACAGAAUUCCAGCUUUUCAACAAAAUGAACCUCAGAUCAAGAAUCACCUUGACAGGAGUAUGUCUACAAGACACGAAAAUAAGAAGCAGCAAUUGCAGCAGCCCCUUCAUCCUUCUUGGGAAGCAAGCCGAAAGCGAAAAGAACAGAUGUCUAAAAUCACAGUAUUUCAAGGGAAAAAAAUUACAUUUGAUGAUGACUAGAGCUUUCUUUUUUUUUUUUUUUGGUGAAUUUUUACAUUAGUUAAGAAGAUUCCCCUAUUUUAUGAUAUAUUUGAGAUGAUAAUUUUGACUCUUUUUUUUUUUAGUCUCAUUUUCUUUUGACUACUUUUAGGAAACAGGAGGUAUUUUUUUUCCUAUUUUGUUUUAAUUCCAGUAGUUUUAUAAUUGAGUUUGUGUGUGUGUGUGUGUGUGUGUGUGUGUGUGUAUAUAUAUAUAUAUAUAUAUAUAUAUAUAUAUAUAUAUAUAUAUAUAUGGUGUACAUAUGCUAAUUAAAUUGCAUUUUAAAAUAAAAAAUACUAUGAUAAUGCCCAUAAGAAAAUCAAAUAUCAUGUUCUUGAAAAGUUUUAAUUGCCUAACAUUUUGCUAUUUCAUAUUUAAAGAUAUUUUUUCAUUGUACUUUUUUAUCUUAGAUUAAUCUGUUUUUAUUUAUCAUGAACAGUGUAUCUCCUGUUCAGCUCUCUCUUAAAAAAAAGUAUGGUGAUAUAUUGAAAAACAAUUUAAGACUAUGAAAAUUUAACUCACUUUUAAGAGAAAAGUCAUAAAACAAUUUUUAAAAGUUGAUCCUGUUAUCAAAACUCCUGUUAUCAAAAAUAAAAGUAUCAAAGUUGUCAUAUACAUGUAAUUAAUAUUUAUAUUAUAUUUUCAAGAAGUUAAAAAUGCAAUCCAAACACUUUAGGUAAAAUGUUUUUCUUAAUUUUUAAACUCAUCUACAGUAAAUUUCUUUUAAAUCAGAAACUCAUUGCAUGAUACUAUUGGACCAUAAUCUCUUAGAAAAACCUUCACUGAGGAACAGUAUAUUAUAGGAGGUAAAUUUCAGAACAGAUCUAAAUUGGAUAAUUGCUUCUACUUUCAAGUUGACCAAGGACAGACUACUGACAUUACUCACUAAGAAAGGUACUACUACUGAAAACGCCACAAGUUUUAUUAUUUAAUAGGAAACCCCUACCCAUCCCCCACAAAAAGUCUUAAGAUUCUUUUUUUCUCCUCUCAGCUGGGAGAAAUUAAAGGUUCUUGGUUAACUGAAUAACAAGCAUGAUCAAUUCCAUAUGUACUAAGAGUUUACACUGCAUUAAUGGCAGGAAAAGCCAUCUGGUUAGCAGGAAAUUCAUCAGCUCUGAAAAGUUAUUUCUACGUUCCAUUAUGAACUUAAGGACUUAAAUAACUAAGAACAUAGAGUCUACAGAAAUGUUCCAGAAAAAAUGGAAGCUCUAAUGAGCUACAUUUGUAGAUUUGUUACACUGAGAUGGCAAAACAUGAGGUGGGAAAGACCAUCAAUGGUAGAGAAUAAAAAUACAGACUAUUUACGAGCUUGUGUUAUCCUGCCCCUUACUCUCAUUGGCUACCACUCCCACAUCUCCUCUCCUUCCCCUCUUUUCCUCCCCCCAAAAGUUCACUUUUAUUUCAUGGACAAGUUUUAAGUGUUUGAACUAAGAGGAACUAUUAGAUUGGAGUUUGGAAUGCAUGGGAUUUGAAUUUAUGGGGCAUCUACUGCUCUCCAAAGUAUGGUAUUGUUUAGCAAAGAUUCUAUUCAGUUAAGCCUAAAAUUGCCACUUCCGUUUAUUUUGAUUUAUAGCAUUACCACUCCCCUACAUUGGUUAAUGUCCCUGAAUUUAAUAUCAUGAAUAGCACAGGCCUGGGAGACAGUUAUUUGCCGUCAUGUCUUACAUCUACAAGUAGCAUUCACAAUUAGAAGGGUCUAGCUCCAAAUUUGUACAGACCUGGAAUGGAUUUGGAUUUCAGUCAUUUUUCUUAUGUCCAAUCUUUUCUCCAAGACAUUGAAUGAAACAAUGGUCGUCCUGCCUCUCUGGGUAGCCUAUAUGAGGGUAGUUGUAAAAGUUCUGAAAAAUCUUUAGGACCAUAAUAUCAAAGCAUUGUGCAAUGCCUAAGUACCUCAUAACCAUACAUGGUAAUAUUCUUUGCAUUUUGGAACACGUGUUUCUCUUCUAGGAAAAUUUGUUUUGAGAGAAAGCCAUCUUUCUGUAUGUUACAUUCAGUAAAAAAUAAAGCUUUGUUUUGUUGUUUUUUCAGCAAAGCCAAAACUCUGUGCAUAGAGAAGAGCUGUUUGUUAUUAUUUCCAAACCCAAGUACCCCACCUCAACGUAUUUGGCUGUUCCCAUUUUAAUAAAGAAAAGGGAAUAGUUUAGUCUGUCUUUUAAUAUCUGUCAUCAGUUCCAUGAAUUGGAAGUUUUGUACUAGAAAGGCUGAAACUUUUCAAUACUUUUUGAUUUGCAUUUUUAGUUACUUGAUUUUGUAUUCUUUAAGAGUAUUCCUUCACACAUCAGUGUAUAUCAAAUGUAGACAACUUUCUGGUAGUUCAAAUGUGGUAUGCAGGAAAUAACUUUCCCUUUUAAUUCUUUAAAUUGUAGCAAGAUUUUUGAAAUAUAUUUAAUUAAUUUCACUUUUUCAUUUUUUUAAAUUAAUGUAUUGAGAGGUAUUAGCAAAGUCACAGUUCCCUUGAAACCUGUGGUUAUGUGAAUAUGUUUACAUAGGACAUAUAAUUCACAUGGUGUACAUGUUAUAUGUGAUAUUAAACAUAUUAAAGUUUUUUAAUAUUUACACAAGACAUAGUGGCUAGAGAGCUAGCCCUGGGGUCAGGAAGACCUGGAUUCAAGCCUUGCAUAUGACACAUAGUGCUCUGUAACCCUGGAUGAUUCACUUAUGUUCUCCUUGCCCUAGGCAACUCUCCAAGACUAUCAGUUGCAGAGAAAGACCUAUCCUCUAUUAGUAGAGGGAGUUUCCUAUGCCUAUGACAUCACUGGUCUAUUCUCUAUCCUCUUAUUUCCACAUAGAAUAUAGACAGGAUGUGGUAAUCACAUAACAUAUGUAUAUUCCACAUGCAAAUAUCCUGUUUGAGUCCUUGACUUAAGAAAACAAAAUUUAUCAAUGACAAACAUAGCAAUUAUCUGUUCCCUUCUACCACCUUAUCCUUGCAGUGCAGUGGAACUAGUAAGGAAAGAGAAAAAGAGUAAUAUGAAUAGAAUAAUAGAGCUGAAAAAGACCCCUGAAGCCAUCUAGUCCCAUCCCCUCAUUUUACAGAUGAGAAAAUUGACCUCUCCACUCUUCCAGUCCCCCAGGUUAAGUGGAUCACCCAUUGUCAUGUGUGUAAUAAGCAGUCUAAAUUGAGUCCCAUGUUCUCUGACCUCAUAUCCAAUAUUCUUUUCAGCCCACCAUGUUGUCUUCUGUUUAUUUUGCAUUUACUUAAAACAAAGCUGUACCCUCAAUAAAUGUUUGCCUGGGGUUUAUUAGUCUAGACUUCUAAUGUAGAAAUUCCAUCACUGAUACAGGGCAACAACACCUCUUUAAUUUUUUUUUUGGGGGGGGGUGAGGCAAUUGGGGUUAAGUGACUUGCCUAGGGUCAC
Molecule: messenger RNA, 5106 nt
Organism: Dromiciops gliroides (monito del monte)
Lineage: Eukaryota; Metazoa; Chordata; Mammalia; Microbiotheria; Microbiotheriidae
Gene: SRFBP1
Product: serum response factor binding protein 1
Exons: 9
Coding region: 350-1729 (459 amino acids)
Biological process (GO): maturation of SSU-rRNA
Cellular component (GO): nucleus; 90S preribosome
Source: RefSeq, a predicted model, not a curated record